Cutaneotrichosporon cavernicola is the source of this 498-nucleotide messenger RNA. RefSeq lists its product as uncharacterized. Gene Ontology annotation, biological process: DNA-templated transcription. The transcript is spliced from 4 exons. Gene Ontology annotation, cellular component: RNA polymerase I complex; RNA polymerase III complex. NCBI's taxonomy places the organism in Eukaryota, Fungi, Basidiomycota, Tremellomycetes, Trichosporonales, Trichosporonaceae. Gene Ontology annotation, molecular function: DNA binding; protein dimerization activity. The record is from RefSeq and is a predicted model, not a curated record. The coding region runs from base 1 to 498 and encodes 165 amino acids.
AUGUCAACCGAAGCCGAACGUAAGCGCGAAGAGGCCGCUGCGCGCCGCCACGCGCGGCUCGACAAUGCCGGUGUACUCCAGAUGGCUGCGGCGGGCGAGACGUCCAUGGACAAGAUUACUAUUCUGCCGGGCCACGAACCAGACUACUCGGCAUGCACGUUCUGCCUGUGGGAGGAGGACCAUACGUUGGGGAAUGCGUUGCGGUGGAUGAUCAUGAAGGACCCCGACGUCGAGUACUGCGGAUACAGCGCGCCGCACCCCUCCGAACCCAAGAUCCACAUCCGCGUGCAGAUGUAUGAUGGGCUCAGUGCUGUCGACUGUCUUCGUCGCGCGCUGGCCAACCUCCGCGACCUGUUCAACACUGUGCAGACCAAGUACGCCCAGAGCUUAAGGAACGACAACUAUGCCCGUGAGGACGACGUGGACGUGCAUGAGGUUGUCGCGGAGACGCUGCGUGAGCGUGGUCUCCCAACCGGGGACGAGAUGGACACGGCGUAG